Molecule: messenger RNA, 4710 nt
Organism: Styela clava
Lineage: Eukaryota; Metazoa; Chordata; Ascidiacea; Stolidobranchia; Styelidae
Source: RefSeq, a predicted model, not a curated record
ACUUUCAAGAUAUGAGCAUCGAACUGACCAAAAUAAACGGACAAUCAAGUCUCGACCCUCCUAACGUUCUGAGAUCAGUCGAAUAUCAUAUCGAAUUCCCAUGCGAGUCGACUACAAAUGCCAUUUUAACUUGGCGUAACUCGAGCAAUAGUCCUUUUCCAAAUGGAAAAAUGAGUGUUACAGUGAACACGAAUCAAUCGAUGACGUAUAACAUUAGUGACGUCAUCCCGGGAUAUGACACAAUCGAUUUAAGUUGGAAAGGAAUUGUAGACUUUCGUCUCGAACUUACAGCGUCUAAGAUUGAAUCCAGCACGCUAACUGUGGAAAUGAACGCGACUGCUGUUACGGACAUAGUUAGAAAAGAUGUUCAAAUAGCGAGAAAUUGCACGUCCGGAAAUAGAAGCCCAACACACAUAUGGGAUAUCAAGAAAACGCAACAUUCGUACAAAGAAAAUUCCACAAUUGAUUGCCGAAUCCUUACAAAUUGUUCAGGGAAAAGCGCUGAUAAAGGCAAAAUGCUGAUGCUAUGUGGCGUGGACGGAAAUUGGAUACAAAAGCAAUUUUGUGUGGUCGGAGCAAAGCUCGUGGGGAUCUCGCCUGGAAGUUCGGAUACAUCCGAUCUUGCUAAAGAUUCUAGUGCAAUAUUUCAAUGUAAUGAUAGGUCAAAAUACUCUUCCGUUGUCGUUGGAUACGAUCAAUCGUCCUCAAACGAGACCUUCGAAAUAAAGAGCAUCAAUAUCGAUAAACACCACGGCAAAACGAUAAUGUGUCGCUGGACUCAUGUGGACAACCCCAACGACACUCUAACGCCGGGAAAUGUGACUAUAAACGUUACAACAAUUCCUACUGCUGAACGGAUGAAGAUCGAAGCAACUCCAAUAGCAGGAGAAUCAGCAGAACUCGAUGUUAGAUUUCGGUCCAAUCCACCGGUACCAAUGAAGAAUGUGUUGGUUUCAAAAAAAAAUGGCAAUUUAUUUCGGAAUUUCUUCUUCAAAUCAAACGGAAUCAAUCAAGGAGUUCUGCUCUAUUUCCCAAAGGUGAAGUCAUCAGACUAUGGACAAUACAACAUAACGGUAAUCGGACAGAAUCAAUACUGCAGACCGGAGAAUGUCACAUUCACUGCUGUUUUAAAUAAAUCACCUUUAGCCUUGCACCCAGGCUAUAUAGUAAGCAUAACGCUUGGCUGCUGCCUACUGCUGGUCAUAAUAGCUAUUGGUUUAUUAUUCCAAAAGUAUCGUCAUGGAAAGAAAGCCGGUCAAAUUUCAAACAGCAUUCAGAUGGCCCCAGCUGCAAAAGUUAGCGCGCCAGUAUCAGGACAUACCAACCCAAGUCGAUCCCAUCAUAACCAACAGUACCAGCACGAUACUGACGAUGAAUUCGACACGGAUGACGACGCAGCGUCACGUGACGUAGACGACAGACCUCCAAUGCCUGUGCCUCCACCGCCUCGGAAAUCAAACUACGAGCCGUCAAACUCACGUAUGCAGCCGCCACCUUCGCCUAUUCCACAAAGGUAUCAGCAGCAAAACCUACCACCACCCCGUGGUAUCAAUCCGCCGCCACUACCAUCUUCACAUGGAACCAACCCACCACCGCCUCCAUCUCCUCGCGGCUUUAGUUCGCCGCCAUUACCGCCAAGUCACCGAGUCGCGGUGCCACCAAUGCGUGACGUGGCGCCUCCGCCGCCACCUCCAUCGUCUCGACGCCCAGAACCCAUGGACCAGAACAGAGGGUAUCCUGGUUACCCUAAUAGUCCACAUAACGGAAAUGAUCCUCGCACAGCGACUCUCCCCCAGCAAAGGGGGGUGAACACCCUGGACUACCGUUAUCGGUAAUCGUACUAUCGAUAGCAAAGAAUUUUUAACCGCUAACCGCUUGAAUUUAACGACACAUCAUUGCUGCAAAAAAUUGAACCGCGGGCCACAUUUCAUCAACCGUCAGAAUGCCUGAAUAGCUUUUAGAAAUGCAAAAAUUUAACUCAAUAUGGUUCCAAUAUUGUUUUAAAAUAGCUAUUCUUCCAAUGAAAAAAAAAAGGAUUUGUUUGGUUUCUAGGAUACAUCGUAUAAUGUUUGUAAAUUAUUUAGUGCUUCAAUAGGGUGAGGGUCUACCACCAUAUGUCGCCUAGGUGUAGCAAAAUGUUUGAUAAUAUACAUAAUAUCAUUCGUAGGAUAUGCACGAAUUAAGUGUUUAUCGAUAAAUUUGAAACGUAUAGAAAUAAUGAGUGGUAUUCAUCAGUGAUAGAAAAUACAGCGGUGAACCUCUCGCUGUGGAAGCGCCCUUUUCUUAUCACCAUUAACUUCUAUGAAAAAAAACGAUCUUCGCGCUUGGAAAUUGGUUUACGGCAUACUUUUCGUGAAACGUUUUUAACAUUUCAGAAUUUUCACCAAAAAGUAUCCUUAAUACAAAAUGCAGGUAUUUUGUGAUCGACCCCUACAAGCUACCGAACUAGAAGGCGCUUGAUCAUACAUGCUAAAAAUAAGACUUCCAGUUCAUUACAUUCAUUGCACUACGGCUUCUGUGAUAACCAGAAUUGUGAAGUCAGGGAAUGUUUGUUCCCAUCCAAAGGCUAUGCUAAUAAAGUUUUAUUGUUUGUUUUUCACAAAUCGUGCUUUUAUUAAUAUGUUUCAAGAUUUUGGUUCGAUAGAUUUUACUGUAAAUCGUUGUUUCUUUCAGAAUAACAGCAUAGAAAAUUUUUUCGCCACUGUCAACUUUAAAAUUCUGUUUUACCAUGAAUUUCAGUCGAACGAAAAGUUCAUGCACCACCCCUCCCCACCUUCCAAAUUAAUUUCAGUGUUUGCUAAUUACAAAAUGGCACAUGACAACCAAUCCCACAAAUGUCAUAAUUAAUUCGAGGAAUACGAAGACGAUUUCUUUUACACCUGUAUUUCUGUGAUUGUGAAGUCAAGGAAUAGUUCUACUUGCUCAAAGGUUAUGCGAAUAAAACUUAUCGCUUCUUACUACUAUUUGUGCUUGUUUUACUAUGUUUUAGGAUUCUGGUUAGAUUGACUUUUACUUGAAGCUUUGUUGACUUUUCAGAUUUUUACUGUAAAGCGUUGUUGCUUUUUUCAGAUUAACAUCAUAGAAAAUUUUUUCGCCACUGUCAACUUUAAAUUUCUGUACGUUUCAUCAUGAAUCUCAGUCAGAUUGAAAGUUCCUAUGCAACAUCACGCAUUUAUUACACUUUUGCAUGAGAGGUUCGGCAAUGCAGCUUUCCUCUUUUUCUGAAUUAUUUUUGUUUUCCAUUUGUUGCUGAUUACAAAAUGGCACAUAACAAAAACAGGGCGAUCCCUCCUCGAAUAAAAAACAAAACCCACAAAUUUCAUAAUUAAGUCUACGAAAAUGAAGACAAUUUAUUUAACACUUACGCUUUUAUUUUUCUAUGGUUGGACUUAAAUAAUUCAGUAAUCGAAGGGAAUUCACAAAACAGUUAUGUUCUGUUUUUGGUCACCUUGUCGAAAUACGUACAGGAUUACCGCUAGAGUACUUCACUUCAAUAAUUUUCUGCAAUAGUCAAUUUUGGUAUAUUGCAACUUUUAAUUUUAUUCCUACAUUCCGUCAUGAAAGUCUCAUGCGCACUAAUUUCAGAGUCUGGCAACGACUCUCAUACUAUUUGUAAGAUUGUACUUCAAAUUGAAUAUUAUAUUCAGGUCAUUUAUAUAUUUUAUACAAAACUGUUCCACGUCGAACGGGGUCUUGUAUUUAUCAGUAUGAAAGAUACUUUUUCAGAAAGGCAUGAAAAAUCGUUCCGGUUUGGUACUGGCCAAUAUAUACGGGCAGUGAUUUCCCUACACCCCCUCAAGGAGAUAAAAAUUUGAACCACUCAAAUUUCAAACAUCCCCGUCCUUUAAUUUUGAAAUGUGACACCACACCUUAAUUCCUUACUCGAAUAAAAUUUUAUUUGAAAUUUCACGGCGUGGCUCAUAUACCAGUGUAGAUGUUCAGUCAAAUAUGUAUCACAUUUUAUAAGUUACAAUAAGUGGGCAUUUUAUGUGAAUCGAUGCCAACAUAGCUCUAAACAUAAGACUAUCGAGGCCAAAGCAACCAUAUUGACGGCCUAACAUAGUAACUUCUGUAUUAGAGAGUUAUAGCACAAGACUAUUGCAUCACAAAUGAUAGAAUACUAUCAAUGUAUUUUUUGGACACGACAGUGGACAUAACGAUCGUUUCAAUAUUAUGUUGUUGUUCUUGUUCAUCAUCAUUAUAAAAUCACAUUUCUCUUCGAAUACUGGACCAAAUGCCUUGAAAUUUUCAGUGGUGAAAUAUUAAUUCUGCCAUUCCAUUCAAAAUUUCUCUGUGUUACCUUUCACGCAUGGGAACAUUGUUUUAGCGCUUAUUUCAAGCGGUUCUGCCAAGCGUGACAGCUUAUUCUGAGAAUCCUUGCUACUGAAAACUCGGAAGCUUUUUGAGGGUACCGGUAACGUCUGAGGUAAGGACUGCUUCGCUCUGGUCUAGGUAGAUAGUGCACGUGUCCAUAUAUUUGAACAUUGCUCUCGUGUUAUGAUCCCUUUUUUUUAUCAAACAUUCAUUAGACCAGGGGUUUUCAACAAUGCGUCCGCCAGUACAUUUUAGUUUACAUUUAAUUUUUUUCUAAAGACUAUUAUUUUAUGUAUAUUGUUUGAAUAAAAACCUAUUAGGUUUGCCAAUAAUAGUGAACUUGCAAACUUUAAAAAUCAUUUUGUUUUGCCAGUAUUCGGUUCUUUUAUAUAUAUU